Messenger RNA from Phytophthora nicotianae INRA-310, 117 nucleotides. RefSeq lists its product as hypothetical. Bases 1 to 117 code for a protein of 38 amino acids. The transcript has a single exon. NCBI's taxonomy places the organism in Eukaryota, Oomycota, Peronosporomycetes, Peronosporales, Peronosporaceae. The record is from RefSeq and is a predicted model, not a curated record.
AUGGACGACGGUACCAAUCGCCGCACAAAAACAAAAAACAACGGAGCUGGCGGUAAAACAUGUACAACAAACGAAUCUGGGUUGUUCUUCACUCUCAACGCAUUCGGCCAAGAUUAA